Messenger RNA from Schistocerca piceifrons (Central American locust), 3057 nucleotides. Its product is annotated as serine/threonine-protein phosphatase 6 regulatory ankyrin repeat subunit A-like. The coding region runs from base 82 to 2961 and encodes 959 amino acids. Lineage: Eukaryota; Metazoa; Arthropoda; Insecta; Orthoptera; Acrididae. The transcript has 17 exons. Gene Ontology annotation, molecular function: protein binding. The record is from RefSeq and is a predicted model, not a curated record.
GAUCCGUUCUCUGUCCGAGCCUGGCUACGCCAAUCUCUAAAAUAUGUCAUUCAAAGGUACUUACUCUGCACGAAGGAGGAAAUGUCUAUAGACAAUGAUAUGAGGUCGGCAGUGUACAAAGGAGAUGUUGAUGCAUUAAAAGAACUGGUAUCAAAAGGUGGUAACCCAAAUGCAAAAGGCUAUAAUGAUGAACCAUUGCUGUUAUAUGCAGCUAUCUGUAAUAAAGUGGAAAUCAUCAGAUAUCUACUGAAAGAGGCCUGUGUUCCAAUAGAACUGUGUGAUAAACGUGGCCGCACGGCUCUUUUGACUGCAGCGUCAUAUGGAAACCUGGAUGCUGUGCAGUACCUGCUCUCAGCUGGUGCCAACAUCCUGGCCAGAACUGCACUGGAUGAAACAGCACUGCACCUCUCCGCACGCACCAAGUCAGUGGAGACUUUCAAGUUCCUCCAGCAGUCAGGCAUUCCUGUGGAUGCUCUGGACAUUCGAGGCAGGACUGUCCUCCAUCAUGCAGCCAAGUCUGCAUAUCCGAAGAUGGUAGAAUGCAUUCUUGAAGGGGAUUGGCUGCAUGUUGACUGUCAAGACAAGAAUGGGCAAACACCACUGAUGUUGACAGCAGACUACCCACGGAGUGAGAGAGAUGAUGUCAGCUGGUUCAGUUUAAAAGAUGGCUGGGUGAACAAGGUUAUAACAAUCCUUCUCAAUGCUGGUGCUGAUCUUUCAAUAAAGGAUGUGCUUGGAAGGACUGCACUCCAUAGAACACUUGGAAAUUCCGACAAUUUUCAGUAUUUAUGGAAAAAAAGUAAAGAUUUCACCCACUCUGUUGAUAAGAAAGGGCAGACACCAAUACAUAGGGCACUAUCAGGUUUCUGCUAUCAUUGGAAUAUGCAUUCUGUAGUGAGGCUCUUGCUGGAAGCUGGUGCAGAUGUCGAAUCAUGUGAUGCUGAGGGGAGGACAGCUUUAGCUAUUGCUGUAGAGAGAGACUCUUAUUAUGACGUGCAAACAUUAAUAAAAGCAGGCGCUGAAACAUCAUGCUUUGGGAAGCACUUUCUCACAAAGUGUCUACAUAUUGCUGUAUGGGAACAAAAUGUUGAGUUAACAAGGAGGAUGCUUGCUGAAGGCGCAGAUAUAAAUGGCAGAUACAGCAGUUUAGAUCCAGAUCCACAGUCAACAGAGAAAGGCCAUACUGUAAAUUGCUUAGGGUGCUUUGAUUCCGGGCUUGAAGUAUAUACUGAUCUCUCGGGAUAUUCUCCUUUGUUUGAGGCUCUUCGCUCUGAAAAAAUGCUCAAAUUGUUGAUUGAUGCUGGAGCAGAUGUGAAUUUCAAGGAUAAUCAUGGAUGGUCACCACUUCAGAGAGCUUUUUAUGGUGGAAACUUUAAGGCCUUCAACAUGCUACUGGAUGUUGGUGCUGAUCCAUAUAGUGUAGAUGACUGUGGAGUAUCGUUACUCCACAUGUUGUCUAAAAGGCCUAUGGAUAAGAAGGAAUUUUCAAAAAUCACAGAAAGGCUAAUACAAGGUGAAGCCAGAGUGAAUGUUGCUGAUCAUAACGGUAGAACUCCACUACAUUAUGCCACCAGAGAAGGAAAUUGGAAGUACCUGAAAAUUUUAAUUGAUGCUGGUGGUGAUGUAAAUUCUGUGGACGUGAAUGGUGCAACACCAUUACUCAUGCUGGCUAAUCGUUGCUACAAAGAGACUGCGCAAGUACUGAUUGAUGCUGGAGCUAAUAUAACAGUAGGCAAUAUCAAUGGCCAGAAAAUUAUACACCAGGCAUCCCAGCUUGGGAAUCCCACAGCCAUUGAUUAUCUGAUGGGUGUUUGGCCCUCAGCAUGGGGCUAUGACAAUCAUGGAAACACUGUUCUACACUUUGCCACGAGAAAUGGUAACAACAGAAUGAGGAUUAUAGAGCAUAUUCUGAGGAGGAAGCUGGUGCCUGUAGAUGAGAGAAAUGAUGAGGGGCAGACAGCACUUGCCAUGCUUGUGCAGCAAGGCUCAAAUUGGCGUUCGUUACACCGUGAAGUAAAGAUAUUACUGGCAGAAGGAGCAAGUCCCUUUAUGAAGGACAACAAAGGAAAAACACCUUUGCACAUUGCAUCCAGCGUUGAUGACGUGAAGGUAAUGGAGACACUGAUUGCGGCUGGUGUGGAUAUCACAUCAAAGGAUGUCAUUGGUCGAACAUCUUUGCACUGGGCAGCCGAGGCACACAGUGUAGGAGGUCUGGAGCUGUUACUGCAAAAGCCAGCAAGCAUUGAUGAGCAGGACAGUGAUGGCCAGACACCACUGAUGCUUGCUGUUGGCAGCAGUGAUGCAGUCAAUUUCCUGCUGAGGAAAGGAGCAAAUUUUAGUGUGAGAGAUUACUCUGGGAAGACAGCACUCCAACAAGCAAUUGACCAUGGCAGCCAUGGUGCAGUGAAAUUCCUGUGGACUGCAGGAAGCAGCUUCAUGGACAUCCCACAGGAAUUUCGUAUCAGAGCUGCACAUUUAGCUGCAACAGCAGGAGAUGAGGAGAUGUUGGACCACUUGAUGUCUUUGGGAAUGUCCUUAUCAGACUGCUGGUGGGAUCCUGCGCACAAUACAACAUUGCUACACUGUGCAGCACAGUUUAGUGUGGAAAUUGUGAAGAAAUUAAUGGACAGUGGUCAUACUGAAUAUGCACAUGACAACAAAGGAUGCACACCAUUGCAUGUUGCAGUUACAUCAGAAAAUUACAUUGUAACAAAGUAUUUGGUGGAAGAAGCACAUGUCCCAGUGAAUGACAGGGAUGCUGAUGACAGAACACCUUUAAUGUUAGCAAUCAGCAGUAACUGGUGGUAUCCUGAUGUAUGUGAUAUGCUUGAGAUUCUGGUGAAUGCAGGAGCAGACAUUAGUGCUCAAGACAAAGAUGGGAAUACUGUCUACCAGUUGUCACAAAGGUCUUGGUCUGACACAACUCAUGACUUACUAGAUUAUAUGCAGCAUCGACUCUGAUUACAUAUGGGUGAGUUGAAAAGGUUUGACUCAGGUCUAAUUUACAGUGUUUUUUUCUGUACACUGAAUAUGUAUGUACUUUGUAUUACAUUUAUA